Messenger RNA from Hippocampus comes (tiger tail seahorse), 402 nucleotides. RefSeq names its product autophagy-related protein 9A-like. The transcript is spliced from 2 exons. The record is from RefSeq and is a predicted model, not a curated record. Gene Ontology annotation, cellular component: autophagosome; phagophore assembly site. Gene Ontology annotation, biological process: reticulophagy; autophagy of mitochondrion; piecemeal microautophagy of the nucleus. NCBI's taxonomy places the organism in Eukaryota, Metazoa, Chordata, Actinopteri, Syngnathiformes, Syngnathidae. Bases 19 to 372 code for a protein of 117 amino acids.
CAGGCCGCCUCCAAGUACAUGAACUGUUUUCUCUCACCUCUGCUGACUGUGGUGGCCAAGAAUGUCGCUUUUUUUGCCGGCUCCCUCCUGGCUGUGCUGAUCGCGUUGACCAUCUACGACGAGGACGUGCUCGCAGUGGAGCACGUUCUGUCGUCGAUCACGCUGCUGGGAGUGUGCAUCACAGUGUGCAGGUCCUUUAUCCCUGAUAAGCACAUGGUGUUUUGUCCCAAGCAGCUCUUGCGAGUCAUCCUGGCUCAUAUUCAUUACAUGCCUGACCACUGGCAGGGCAAUGCACACAGAUAUGAGACAAGGGACCAGUUCUCACAGGUCUUCCAGUACAAAGCCGUAAGUAUGAAAGACAAAUCCGGAUGAAAUCGCAACAUUUAUACCCGGGGUGGGCAA